Athene cunicularia (burrowing owl) is the source of this 4765-nucleotide messenger RNA. It is a transcript of the gene KCTD7, whose product is annotated as potassium channel tetramerization domain containing 7. The coding region runs from base 2389 to 3258 and encodes 289 amino acids. Gene Ontology annotation, biological process: protein homooligomerization. Lineage: Eukaryota; Metazoa; Chordata; Aves; Strigiformes; Strigidae. The record is from RefSeq and is a predicted model, not a curated record. Gene Ontology annotation, molecular function: protein binding. The transcript has 4 exons.
CCACUGAUCUUAUUCUUGAAAUCCUGCACUAAUUAUGGGCUGAGAUCUUGUAUGCUAAACCUCACUAUGUAGGAGAGUGUUUUGUGUAAAUGUUCCAAGGGCAAAGAAGGUUAUUACUCAUGAGCGUAACAUAAUUAACAUAUGCUCUCUCGUGGUUUUUUCCUAAACCUUGGUGUCCUGUUGAAGGAGGAUUAUGAAAGAGGAAGAAGAAAUCCUUUUUCUCAAACCUCUACCUCUCUUGGGAAAGAGGACCUUUUUGGUAUAGUGCCAAAUGGAUGAACUUACCCAAAACACAUUAUGUGGUCCAUGAUUCCAAAACACUUAAUGGAACUGAAUCUUGUAUGCUCCAUUUAUGUGAAAUCCAUGGGAUGUUCUUGAAAAGUGUAAACAAAGAUCAAAUUUUUGGUCAGUCUUGAGUUCUUUUAAAUAGCCUUAACAGAACUGGAAAUACAGGAGCCAAAGCACCGGUGUCAAGUUAAGGCAUUAUAAAUAAUAUAUUCACAGUAAAUAGAGGCUCACACUCAAUUUUGACUGUGCAUCUUAUAAAUUAAGCUUCUGCAAGCUGCUUUUUGUUGAUAAUUUGCUUACCUCCUUAAAGGAGCCCCUACCAAAAUAAUCUUUCAUUUAUGUUGUAUAUGUUCUUUAUUUUUGAGACAUAGUUUACUUGUUUUGAUGACUGAUGAUGUCAGAAUAAAUGUUGUUUUCAGACAAAUAUUAAAAUCAUUAAUAGGGCGUGGACAUUGACAAGCCCUUCCAUCCUUGUUUAUCUGCCUGUGCAUUGUACUGUAGUGGAAAAAUGAUUAUGAAGUCAAAGUCCAUCUUUUGAACUGUAGAGAAGAGAAAUUAAAUACCCAUCUUGAGUUGAGACAAACCUCUUAACAAGCUGCAGUUUAAAAAGAAAUUUUUAAAACUUCACAGUACCUACUUAUCUAGGUUUAUUAGGUUGUUAAACAGGAUCUAGAAUUCACCUCCAAAUUUUGGUGACACAAGGCCGUGUAUAUUCCCACAGAGUGUGGAGGUUUUGAUCCGAUUAGCUCUCUGAAGAGUAUUUGUUUUGACCAGGAGCAUCCCGGUUCUGUCUGGGCUCACUUUGAACUUGCAGCGUUUUCUUUAAGAGCUCAGAUCUACAGACAGCCUGACAAUGUGCAUAACGACUGUGUUAGCAGAAUCAGUAAGGCAGAAUAAUUAAUCAUGGCUGUUAAAAUUUUAUGUCAUUUCUGCUUGUUGAUUUUGAGUGGAAGUAACCUUUAUGAAACAUUUAUUUAGUCAAUAAGUAAAUGUACCAGAUGUGGUUGUGCAAAUAUUCCUUCUCUUUUUAUAUGUUACGGUGAUUUGAGAGAAGGAGCUUAGAGGAUUAGAGAACUAGGUAAAGCCUCCAGUAGUACAAUGGUUUUGUUAGGCUGUUGUGAUGCCACUGGAGACACCGCAGCAAUCCUGGAAACAGAGGUACUUUUUACAUGAUGCAGCGUAAAGAGAACAGCAGGGUUUCCACUCUUUCCUCCUCUGCUCUUUCAAUUACUAUUUUUAUAAUGCAGCUUAUUGUUAGUCCGUCCCGUCCUCUGGUUGAAGAUGGCCUGUGAAAGCAUUGUAGUUGGUGUCGCUAUGCAUUUUUAUUUUUUUUUCUGCAUAGGAAAGGCAAUUGUUAAUUAGCAGCAAAUGCACGGUAUAAUACGCGGAGUUAAAUACACGCGGAUCAGAUGCGUGCGUUUGCUACAGUACGAUGUGGUGCAGCGGGCAGGAAGACAUCCGUUUUCUGCGGUUAGAAAACUCAGUUCUCUCAUUUCACAGGGAAUGCUCGAACCGAACCGAGAGCCUUUGCAGGGCCCGUCACCGUGCAGCGCGGGCUCUGCUCCGCUGUCGCGGAAGGUGGCGGCCGGGGAGGUGGGUUGGGAGCAGGAGCCCGUUGCCCGGCGCUCACGGCCAGUGACGAUGUGCAUGUCGGCCGUGCCGCCGCGGAUGGCCUAUUGCGAUGGACCCGGGGAACGGCGGCCACCCAAAUUCACCCAGCAGAAUGACAUUCUGCUGCAGAAGCGUGACGGAGCCAGUCACACCCGGCACCGCGCAGCCAAUGGACGCCGCUCUCUUACCCAGGCGCCGGCAGGGGCUCUGUCUCUGUAGGACCCUGGCACAGCUCUGCAGACGGCAUUCCUGCAGAGACAGCCCGCUCCGAGUUUGUUUCCCAGCACAAUAGUCGCCCUUGCUGUGAUUCAUGUCCCAGUAAUAGCAAUGCUAUUGUAAAUGCUUGCUGUAAAGCCGGGGAGCGACGUGCCUUGCCUGCCACGUGAUCUGCAGCUGGUGGGGACAGUGCCUGAGUAAUUCGGGUCUUGUUUCCCAUUUAGCAUUGCCACGGCUGCCUGCCCAGCAGACCUGCUUACGAGAGCCAGAGGGAUGGUGGUAGUUACGGGGCAGAACAAAGUGAGUGGAAACCCGGAUGAUGCCAUGUCGAGCUCAGAUGCAGAGGAUGAUUUCCAAGAGCCAGCCACUCCUACUGCAACCCAGGCAGGACAAGCACUACCUCUGCUGCCUCAGCAGUUUCCAGAAGUUGUCCCACUAAACGUAGGAGGCAUGUAUUUUACAACAAGACUGUCAACACUGAGACGUUAUGAGGACACAAUGUUGGCAGCUAUGUUCAGUGGAAGACACUAUAUUCCAACAGAUGCUGAAGGCAGAUAUUUUAUUGACAGAGAUGGAACCUACUUUGGAGACAUACUUAACUUUCUACGAUCUGGUGACCUGCCAUCCAGAGAACGAGUGAGGUCAGUUUACAAGGAAGCUCAGUAUUAUUCUAUAGGACCAUUGCUAGACAAUCUAGAGGAUAUCCAGCCUCUUAAAGGAGAAAAAGUUAGACAAGCUUUCCUGGGCCUGAUGCCAUAUUACAAAGAUCAUUUGGAACGGAUAAUCGAAAUUGCAAAGCUCAGAGCUAUGCAAAGAAAAGCAAGAUUUGCAAAAUUGAAGGUCUGUGUCUUCAAGGAAGAGAUGCCCAUCACUCCCUAUGAAUGCCCACAUUUCAAUUCAUUACGUUUUGAAAGGAGUGAAAGUGAGACAAAGCUCUUUGAACAUCACUGCGAAGUAGAUGUAUCUUUUGGCCCCUGGGAGGCUGUGGCUGAUGUAUAUGAUCUUCUGCACUGUAUUGUGACAGACCUGUCUGAUAGAGGGAUAACUGUGGAUCAUCAGUGUAUUGGCGUGUGUGAUAAACACCUGAUCAAUCACUAUUACUGCAAGCGUCCUAUCUAUGAAUUCAAGAUUACUUGGUGGUGAGUUAUUUUGUCCAGAACGGUGCACAGGAUAAAAGGACUUCUAGACGACAAUUGCUUUUAAUAUUUUUGCAACGUGUCUCUGGAAAUGCAUUGCUGCUAACAUAUGUUGGAAUCAGUCUGCUGAAAUGUUGGCUAAUGCUUAGCUGCUCAGCAAAAGGGAACCUGUUAGAGAGGCUGAGAAACCUCUGAAAUCUUGAAAAAACAGCCUGAAACAAGACUGUUGGCUCAGGUACCUUAACGAGGCACAAAACAAAAUCACCUCAUGGAAAUUAUGGAGAGGAGCGUCUAACAUCUUUUAAGAGAAGAUGCCACCUACCAUGUGGCUUCAGUAUCAUAGUCUGCAAAAUGGAUAUUGCAGACAUCACCUGCAUUAUUAUAAAGCCGGGGUGCUAAUAAUGCUGACAUAAACGUGGUUGAAUUUUACCCACUUAGAAAUGUUUUAGUCACUGCUUUAUAAAUUACUUACCACUUUAUAAAUUUGAGUAACACCCAGCACAGAUAUUCUGGAAAUUUAAUGUUGAUGUAAUAGGUCAUUUAAAAAAAAAAAAAAGUAUUCCCUACACAUUAUUAAUUGUUGUUACAAUUAAGCUAUAAUUUUUUAAAUUAAGAAUCUGCAUUGUGAAUUAUUAUAUUUCAAUUAUUUCCAUUGUUAUAAAAAGGAAUAGCAGAUUUGGAAUAUAUUCCUUAAUGCUUUUAGGAAUAAUAACCGUUCAUGGAAGACUUGUGCCUGUUUUUAGCCUUAGAAUUUCUAAAUGUUUACAGUAUCUACAAAGCAAGAAGCUCUACAGAAUCAGGUCAUUUACAAAGGCUUUUGGUAAAUGAGAAAAACCUAUAUGUAUGUUCCUAUUAGCAGAAGCAAGAGGAAUAUUUAAUGUGUAUUAUUUUAUUACUGACUUUUUACAUUCUGUGAUACUAAACUUUGUUCUAGAGUUAAAGUCAAAUGAUAAUAUUAGACCAAUGCUUCCUUCACCUCACCUUCUUCAGACAAUUAAGUCUCAGUUUUAACAUUCUUGUUGACCCUUUUUGGUGUAAUAUCAAGAAAAAAAAUUUCAACCUUCAUAUUCAAAUCUCUCUCCAAUUAUAAACCAGUAUAUCUGAGUAGUAAAUUUUUUUCCACACAGAAAGAGGCAGCCAUUGCAGAAUCCUAUUCUUUUCAGAAGGUAACUGUUGCACUUCCAACAUUAGUAACCAUAGCCUGAAGUUGAAUCACUUUAUGUCCAAAACAGAGGUAGAGCUAAACAUUUGAAGAUACUACUGGUUUGUGAGGUACAGAAAACUCAAGUUUUUCUGAAAGACCCCACUUGAAGUGGUCUCAAAGAGAGAGGGAAAGUAAAUGCUUGCAUUUUGCAUUCCAUUGGAUUAGUUAAUCCAAGAAUAUUGCUGAAUUAAAUUUUUGACCAAAACACUUAAGAAAUGCGUUAAUUACAAUGAUAAAAAUUCUCAGUUACCUGAGGUAAUUUUUAGAAUUAUUCUAAGACUUUAUGCAAAAAAGAAGCAAAUUGUUUGCA